AUGGCAGACCAGAAGAAGCCCGCCAUCGUUUUUUUCCAUCCUGAUCUAGGCAUCGGAGGCGCUGAGCGUCUUGUCGUCGAUGCUGCUGUUGGACUUCAGGAGAGGGGACAUCGUGUUGUCAUCUUUACGAAUCACUGUGAUCCUAAGCAUUGCUUUGAAGAGUGUCGCGAUGGAACCCUCGAUGUUCGUGUUCGAGGCAAUUGGCUCAUCCCCAUGUCCAUCCUCUCCCGCCUUACUAUCCUUUGCGCCAUCCUCCGACACGUCCACCUCAUCUUCCAAAUCACACUCUCUGGCGAACUUCGCGACCUGCAGCCUCACACUUUUAUCGUCGAUCAACUCUCUGCCGGACUCCCCCUUCUGCGCUACCUCGACCCGGCCGUCCCCAUCCUCUUCUACUGCCACUUUCCCGAUCUCCUCCUCGCCCGAGGUCGCGAGUCGUUUAUAAAGCGUCUAUACCGCCGACCCUUCGAUUGGAUUGAAGAGUGGUCUAUGGGCUAUUCCAGCGCAGUCGCCGUAAACUCAGGUUUCACAAAGGGCGUCGUCGAAAGGACCUGGCCGGAUCUAAAGAAGCAUGUUGAGACUGUGGUGGUGUACCCUUGCGUCGACGUCGAGGCCAAGGAGAAGGAGGAUGCCGGUGAGGAUGGGGGAGUUGUUUUCAAGGGCGAAAAGAUAAUUCUAAGUAUUAAUCGCUUUGAGAGGAAGAAGGAUAUUGGUCUUGCUAUCAAGGCCUUUGCUGCCAUUCCUGAGGCUGAGCGCAAGGGUUGCAGGCUUAUUCUAGCAGGUGGCUACGAUCACCGCGUCUCCGAAAAUGUACAAUACCACGCCGAACUCGAGGCUCUCGCUUCGUCCCUCUCGCUUCAACACCUUACUGCAAAGACGCUCAUCACAGCCCUCUCAGCGCCCGCCGACAUCCCAGUUCUCUUCCUCCUCUCCAUCCCGAGUUCACUCAAGAACGCUCUCCUCCGCUCCGCCCGCGUUCUUCUCUACACACCUGCCAACGAGCAUUUCGGCAUCGUCCCUCUCGAGGCUAUGCUAUCAAAAACUCCUGUUUUGGCCGCCAACUCGGGUGGUCCCGUUGAGACUGUCGUUGACGGCGAGACGGGCUGGCUGCGUUCGCCAGAGGACGUGGAUGCUUGGGCAGAAGUCGUACGUGAGGUGUUGCGCAUGGGCGAUGGUGAGGUGGAGGCCAUGGGAGACAAGGGCGCUGCGAGGGUCAAGGAACUCUUUGGACGGGAACAGAUGUCCCAGCGACUCGACGAGAUUGUGGACGACAUUGUCUCAAAGAAACAGCCCGCUCCCCCUACAGGGGCCGUCAACAUCGCCGGGGCUUGUCUCGUUUGUAGUUUGGCUUUCGUGGUGGCGGGCGUCUUGUCAGUGCUCAGCAAGUAG
Messenger RNA from Fusarium keratoplasticum, 1389 nucleotides. Its product is annotated as Alpha-1,3/1,6-mannosyltransferase ALG2. NCBI's taxonomy places the organism in Eukaryota, Fungi, Ascomycota, Sordariomycetes, Hypocreales, Nectriaceae. The coding region runs from base 1 to 1389 and encodes 462 amino acids. The transcript has 3 exons. The record is from RefSeq and is a predicted model, not a curated record. Gene Ontology annotation, molecular function: alpha-1,3-mannosyltransferase activity; GDP-Man:Man(1)GlcNAc(2)-PP-Dol alpha-1,3-mannosyltransferase activity.